Messenger RNA from Priapulus caudatus, 3198 nucleotides. Its product is annotated as gephyrin-like. Gene Ontology annotation, molecular function: molybdopterin molybdotransferase activity. The transcript has 16 exons. Bases 189 to 2120 code for a protein of 643 amino acids. Lineage: Eukaryota; Metazoa; Priapulida; Priapulimorpha; Priapulimorphida; Priapulidae. The record is from RefSeq and is a predicted model, not a curated record. Gene Ontology annotation, biological process: Mo-molybdopterin cofactor biosynthetic process; molybdenum incorporation into molybdenum-molybdopterin complex. Gene Ontology annotation, cellular component: cytosol; cytoplasm.
AUAUAUUGUCACGUAUAAUAAAAAUACCCAGUAGUAACUAUAACAGACAAUUUAUUAAACAAAUAUCUCGACGACGCUGCGUAGCGAUACAAGCGCAAUCUAGACUUGUACCCGUCCCUUCUCAGAAGCUUGAUAUAGGCCUAAAUCGAUCUUGUGAGAAGGGACGGGUACAAGUCUAAGGAGCAAUCAUGGCAUCCAAGGUAGAAGUUCCGUGCAUAAAAGUUGCAAUUUUGACAGUCAGCGACAGGUGCCAUGCUAAGAAAGCGGAAGACAAGAGUGGUAGCAAGCUGCGACAACUCAUAUCAGAGAACAUCUUCUUUCCAGGGCAGGUUGUUCAUCAAGACUGUGUUCCUGAUGAAGUGAAUGCCAUAAAGGAAAAGUUGCUGGCAUGGGCUGACAGUAAGGAAGUUGAUCUUAUUCUUACUACAGGAGGAACAGGCUUUUCACCAAGAGAUGUCACACCUGAGGCAACGAGGGAAAUCCUCGACCGUGAGGCUCCAGGGCUCAAUAUCGCCAUGGUAACCUCCUCGUUGGAAAUCACGCCGCUGGCUAUGCUUUCGAGGCCGUCGUGUGGCAUCCGCGGUGGCACGCUAAUCGUGAACCUUCCUGGCAGCAGCAAGGCCGCGACGGAGUGCCUGCGCUUCGUCGCGGGCGCGCUGCCCCAUGCCGUCGAUCUACUGCAGGGCCGCAUGGACACCGUCGAGGUGACGCACAGGGAGAUGCAGGUGGCGGUGGCAAUGAAGGAGGUUAGAGACAAGGCAUCGCCGCUGCGCGAAGCACCGCCGUCUGUCACAAAGCCCCACAUCCACAGGUCGAACAGUUUGGUGGACGAAACACAAGUUGCAAACAGACUGCGCAAGUCUCCCUUCCCAAUGAUCAGUGUUGCUGCGGCUGUGGAUAUCGUGCUGAAGGAGGCAGAUAUGCUUAACACUCAUGUGAUCUCUUAUAAAGAUGCUCUCGGACACGUACUGGCUGAUGAUGUCUAUGCGAAGGAUGCCCUGCCUCCAUUUCCUGCCUCAGUGAAGGAUGGCUACGCAGUCGUGGCAGCAGAUGGCGCUGGUAACAGGAAGGUUCUUGGUCAUUCCACUGCUGGAAGUAAGCCGGACUUUGGCGAGGUGAUUCCGGGGCACUGCAUCCGCAUCAGCACUGGAGCUCCCGUUCCCAAGGGAGCCGACGCCGUCAUCGAGGUUGAACAGACCGAGCUCGUCAAGUCUGCCGAUGAGGGACGUACCGAGCUAGAGGUGAAAAUUCUGCACCCGCCGACCAUUGGGCAGGACAUCAGACCUGUUGGCUGCGACAUCAAAGCUAACAACAAGGUUCUCAGUGCACAGAGUUGGAUCGGGCCGUCCGAGGUCGGCCUUCUUGCUACGAUCGGGGUCACCAAAGUGAAGGUCUACAAGAAACCAGUAGUGGCCAUUGUGUCUACUGGAAACGAGCUUGUGGAUCCCGGAGUACAGCUGAAGCGUGGACAGAUCAGGGACAGCAACCGCUGCAUGAUUGAGAGCCUGUUAGAGCAGGGAAACUUUGAGGUCAUCGACAUGGGCAUCAUUAAGGACACGCCUGGUUCCAUACUAGAAGCACUUACCAAUGCCAUGGAGAAGGCAGAUGUAGUGGUAACGACUGGUGGUGUGUCCAUGGGAGAAAAGGACCUACUCAAACAAGUUCUUCAGAUUGACUUGCGAGCACGGAUUCACUUUGGCAGAGUGUUUAUGAAGCCUGGAAAGCCAACAACGUUUGCCACGGUCAAUACAGAAAUUGGCAAAAAGUUGUUCUUUUGUCUACCUGGUAACCCUGUGUCGGCUAUGGUUACCUGUAACCUCUAUGUGGUACCAGCCCUUAGGAAGCUAUCCAGUCGUCUUCGAGCACGUAACACGAUCAUCAAGGCCAAGCUCGGCUUUACCAUUGACCUUGACCCACGGCCUGAGUACCACCGUGCCAUUGUCUCCUGGGUGGAGGGAGACGACCUGCCAGUGGGUGAGACGACCGGCGUGCAGGACAGCAGCCGUCUGCUAAGCACGCGCUCGGCCAACGGGCUCCUGCUACUGCCAGCGAAGACGGACGAGCAAGCUUCGCUGCCCGCGGGCCACGUCGUCGACUGCAUGAUCAUCGGUAGAAUGUAGUGCCAACAGAGGGCGCCACUCGUGCGACCGCAUUGAAGACGCGGGCGAGAAGCAUUGCUCUCACCUGAAAGCACGUUAGAAAUUAGUGGCGAUUUUCUUUGUGGCACGUUUCUCGUUCUUUGGAUGAAAAUAGUGUGAGUUUGUGUGGUCUUAUCUGCAUCAUGCCAAAUUGGUUUGUGAUUAAACACGGUACAGUAUUGUAAUUUUUACGUGUUUCAACUCAUUUAUACUUAUUUUUGAAAGAUGGGCUUGUUGGUUAUCAUGCCUGCUAUUAUUGUGUAUUUUGAUUGCUAUUUUUUAGGCAUAUAGCGCAUUGGUGUAAGAGACAAACAUGUAUGGAUAGAAAUUUAUUUAUAGAUCUAGAUAUAUUCCUUAUCCCUAGUACUUGUUGGUAGAACAAAAUAAUUAAGUCAAGGCAGUCAAUCUGUACAUAGUAGCUGGCAUUUUUUUAAAUUUUAAUUAUCGUAAUUUACAGUAGUUAGCUGUUAUCAUGUGAUUAUAUAUUUUCUAUACCGGUUGAUUGUAUAUGUGACAGAUGAGUUGGCAUAAAUCUUCAUAAAAAUAACACUUUAGUCUAUACCCAUUGGCAGCUUUGGUGGCAGUGCCUCUUAUCUGUGUAACGUAGCGUUUAUAAGGCCUGUAGUCUCGCAUGCAUUCUGUAGUUAUAUUAUGUUACCAGGAGCAUAUCUAUACAAACUAAUAUAGAUACGGUGAUUUUAAAAUAUGUGUUAGUAGUUCUACCGCAGUAUUGCGUCUUUCUUUACGCAUCAGAGCAAUGUAGCAACCUGUUGCAGAGUGAAGAUCGAGUUCAGGAAGGCGGCGAACAACGUCAACGUUACUUCCCCUUUGUCUUUGGUCACCUUUUGUCUCUACCUACACAUCUGCUCUUAUUAUGUUCACGCUCUACUUCCUCUAAUUUUAUUCUUUAAUGUAAUAAUUGUAAGACAAUCAUUAAACUUAACAUAAGACACAAAAUUUGUAUUUCAUACACAUGCAUUUCUAAGUGCUAUAUAGAAAUUGCCUUUGGUUUGUAAUUGCAUUGCAGUGGCGUUGUUAAUAAAAAAAACCCUGAAGUUCA